Saccostrea cuccullata (small rock oyster) is the source of this 2712-nucleotide messenger RNA. Its product is annotated as centrosomal protein of 78 kDa-like. Gene Ontology annotation, cellular component: centrosome. NCBI's taxonomy places the organism in Eukaryota, Metazoa, Mollusca, Bivalvia, Ostreida, Ostreidae. Gene Ontology annotation, molecular function: protein binding. The transcript is spliced from 15 exons. The coding region runs from base 107 to 2692 and encodes 861 amino acids. The record is from RefSeq and is a predicted model, not a curated record.
UUUCUUUCACUUCCGGUUGUAAACAAAAGGCGGCCGAACAGAAGGAGUUUGAAUGGAAAUCAUGUAACUUGGUAUAUAAGGAGCAAAGGUCCAGUUUAGUUCCACCAUGGUGAUUGAGAGUGUACAGAUUCGACAGCGGGGGGCAUACGACUUUGAGAGUCACUAUGACAACCUGUGUGCCAUGCAGGACUCCUGCCCCCUUCCUGCUGUUAAGGCUCACCUGGCACAAGGUGUCCUUGACAUUAAUGGAGACAGGGUCAGAGUGAAUGACUGGGCUCCAAUCUUGAACACAAUGAAGAUCAACAAAAGUCUGGAGUUUAUUGCAAUACGGAGUUACUACACCCCACCAUCAGAGGAAAAUGAGAAGAAAGCGUUGAUAGAGAAGCGUAAGAUGCCAUCUAUCAGGUCUAAGGAGAUCACCUACAGACUGUGUAAGGCCCUGAAGGAGUGCCUGAUGUGUACCCCCACACUGGCCUGUCUGGAGCUCCAGGGACUACCCCUCAGGGAGAGGGACCUACAGACACUCAUCAAGGGUCUGGCAAAGAAUGAGACGCUGAACCACCUGUCAGUAGAGUUCUGUAGGAUCGGGGACGGAGGGCUAGAAGUCCUGUGUAAAGGAAUAAAGAACCAGACAUCUAUCAGCUCCAUCAACCUGACAGGCUGUAGUCUCUCCAGCAAAGGGGCCGAUGCGCUAGCCAAGGUCAUCAAGCACCAGGCUAUGAAGCGCCACAAUGAGGCGUGGAGAGACAGUCUCCGUUACCGGCGACCCGACCUUGACAGAAUGCCAGGCAUCCGUCGGAUCACCAUCAACAACAAUCCGAUGCUCGGGGACCAGGGGGCAGCACUGCUGGCCGAGGCUCUCAAAGACGACCUCUGGCUCAAAGCCCUGGACCUACAGAGUUGUGGGAUUUCUACAGAGGGAGCCCGACAGUUACUGGAUGUCCUCAAGUACAACACAACUAUUGUGGUACUGGAUGUGCGCAGAAACCCACUCAUAGAUCGAGAUGUGGUUCAUUCCAUCAUGGAACAGCUGAUGAUCAACUGUAAUGGACAGGACACAGAGUACAAGUGGAUAAAAGCCGAGGAAUCUUUAGACAGUGGUAAAAAGAAGAAGAGGAGAACCAAGACACUGAACAGCAGCUUUGGUCGAAAAACCACCAUCAGGGUGUCAGCUGGUGCCCAGCGUAGGAGAACAAAGUCAGCAAGUUCACUUGGGGUCACACACAAGAUUCAGCCAAUCAGCUCUGAGGGCGUGAAAUCUGGGCCUGGAAUGCCUUGGAGGACAGCAGCAAGAGCCAACAGAUACAGGGGAUUUCCGCCUGAACACAUCCCUGGUAAGGCGAGUUUGUUUGAGAACAGUGAGGCCUCCCCCACCUCUUCCCCCGAUCACACUCAGUCCAUACUCAUCAACGCGGAGGACGAAGAGCUGGACACGCUCAGGGAACUGGAGAGACUCAAACUCGACGACAGUAACCUCGACACGGGCGUCGCUAAUGUCAAGGAACUACAGAUUGAACUUAUCCAAGUAAAGAGGAAGAUGCAGCAGGAAAAGCUUGCUCGAGCACGUGCAGACAAGAGAGUAGUAGAGUUGACCCUGGAGAACAAGCGGCUGAGAGAUGAGGUCCUGAGACAGAAGGGUCAGUCGUCUGGCAGCGUGCUGGACGAUGAUAAAGUCCUGGACAGUAUCGAGGCCUCCUUCAAACAGUUCCACCAGUUCCUGGAUCUGUUAAGGGAAGCAGGGUUGGGUCAGCUGAUCACUAUGGCAGGCUUGGAUCAGAAGGAGUCACCCUUCUCUCAGGGCCUGGCUCAGGCCAAACAGACAAGUCAAAGGUCAAACAAACCCCUCUACACCUCAAGCCCCUCCAAGAUCCCCGUCAGGCCCACCAAACCCACCAUGAAGUCCUCCUACUUUGGGGACAUCUCCGCUGUAGGGAGGGUGGGCAGCUCCACCACCGGCCCCAAGGGUGGGGAUAACGACGCCAACUUGUCCGCAUUUGACAAGAAGUUCCGGGAUUUCCACGACGGAUCCUUCAUUGAUGAGGAGAAAUACAUGAGGAACGUUGAUCCUACGAUGGAGGGCGAGUACCAGGACAGUAGUUAUGAUCGAGGGCCGAUGAGGAAGGACGACCUCUACGAGAGAAUCUUACACGAAACAAGCGGGAUGUUCUCUCAUGUCAGGCCAGACAAUUCCACCGUGGCAGACAUCUUACCAGCAAAGGACCUCAGUCAAUCAGAGAAAAUGGACUUCUCAACCAAAGGACGAGUUUCUCCAAAGGAGGAAAAAGAAUCGGUAAAAAACAGAAAAAAGCAAGGAGACGUGAGAAAAGAGAAUAAAUCGGAUCUGUUUUCUGAGGACUUUUCUCAUGGAUUACGAGAGGAAAUCCUACAAGACCUGCCAGACUUUGAGACCAGUGAGACGGAAGUAUCGGAGUUACCGAGUAGACCGAAGCCUCAACCUCGAGGCAGAAAACUCAGUGACGACGAGAGCAAGGCUCGGUCAAAGCGAGACAUUCAGAGUGAGAAAGAAUCACCCGAGCACAAGUCUAAGAUGAGUGAUUAUAACUAUAGCAUGGAAAGCUUCGAGCAGUCUUACAUCAGUGAGAGGGGGGAACUUGUACAGGACCUGAAUAUGUUAGAAAGUGGGGCCUCCCCCUCCCCUGAGUUUAUUGAUAGUGACAAUGAAGACUUUUAAAUGGGAGCCUCUCACAUAUA